Eurytemora carolleeae is the source of this 4024-nucleotide messenger RNA. RefSeq lists its product as uncharacterized. Gene Ontology annotation, molecular function: DNA binding. The transcript has a single exon. The record is from RefSeq and is a predicted model, not a curated record. The coding region runs from base 871 to 3048 and encodes 725 amino acids. NCBI's taxonomy places the organism in Eukaryota, Metazoa, Arthropoda, Copepoda, Calanoida, Temoridae.
GAGGCUUUGCCACUAAGUACGUGAAGAGCAGGUUUCAGAGGGAUAGAGGAAUAGCGAGGGUAAAAAAGGGAGAUAUUCAGCGAGAUAGCGAGGGAAGGAGGCCUGAAGGCCUGGAGAGUCAAGGUCAAUUCCUUGGUUGGAGUAGUAACAUCCUGCCCUACUUGUGCCAUCCCUCCCCUCCCAGCCUCUCUUCUCAAUCCUCCUUUUACUCUUGUCCCUCCCCUCCUCCUCCUCCUGCCCUCCCGACCUUGUAUUCCAGCUGGCCUUGAGUUCAGCCUCUAUUGCUCCGGUCGUGUAGACUCUAUUCCUGCAGUUGCAGGAGGUUUGGAGCCCAGUGCAGCCGCCGGACUCAAACCGGGGCGCUCUACACCGCUAUCACCGGCUUCCAUAUUGCAAAAAUUCGUGCGGAUUUGCGAAUUACCUGUGCUGGUCUGGGGUGAGCCUGCACACCGCUCAGACUACAGUGCAGGCACACCAGUCUAUACACAGUCCUGCAAUACAGUGCAACAUUUAUGUUUUUCCAGUUUGUGCGAAUUAGUGGCAAAAUAAUAUUCUGCACAGUGAGCAAAGUUUAAAAGUGAACGACCUUGUUAGAAAUGAACGGUUUUGUAUCCUGCAUUAGUGCACAAUUGAAAGCUCCAGAUCUUACUCAAUUGAAAAUGCAUCUGAUGCACGAAGUUUGCAAAAAUUUCACAUUUGCAAAUUCUAUAACCAGGAAGUAAAGACUGUGCUGUUACGCUUGGAGAAAUUUAUGGAGAGCUUUUAAACAUUGUGAAGUUGGAAUUUCUUGGUCUUAAACUCUUACUUAGCUCAAAGGUUUUGGGUUAAACUAACUGAGCAGGGAAUCUAGCUGGAGCAACUGAAUCCUACAUGCUGCAUGCUAGUUUCCCGCCACCCCAUCCCUGGCCAGGCAUGAGCCACCCGGGCCACGACCUGGUCCUUCAGGCUCAGGUUAGACAUGGAGAGCAGACGGGUCAACAUCUUGGACAUCACAUAGCUCAACAUCAACAUCAAACUCUCUAUGUUGACAACAUGUGCCAACAACCUAUGUCACAACCCCAAAGCUAUAAUAAUUACAAUUAUGGAGGAAAUAUUAAUCAUCAGCUACGGCCCGUGAGUCGUCAAAGCCAAGAUGGAAACCUACGGCAUGCCAGCGGUGGGAGUCAAACCAGUAGUCAUAGAGCUACUCCCCCAUCUCCUGAUGAUCUUAGAGCACAACUCUACAAACAGAACCAUGCUCAGAACCUGGAGCGAGGUUCAAGAAACAGUUUUGAACAGAGUCAGUGCAAUACAAGGGAUGUGCAGGGGAGUCCAGGAAACCUGCACCCUGGAAGCAGUCCUAGAACAGGACAUAGGAUGCCUCCUUCACCAGCUAGUAGUAUUCCUCAGAAGUCUCCUUUUGACCUGACAACUCAGAUGACCAUGGUUGGAUCUAACACAAUGUUAUUUCAUCAUCCUAUGAGGAAGGAUGGUGUAUCCGCUCCUCUGAUGCCCCCUCAGACAUAUCCCAUGGUAAAUGUUAAACAGGAACCAGGUUCACCAGCUCACUAUGCGUCUCUAAACCACUCUAGCAGGAUUGUCAAACAAGAACCCACCCCACAUUCUCCACAGAAUGUUAAUGCAACUCCUCCACCCACGCUUAACUCUAACCUAGGUACUGUAGGAUACACCCAGAUGGAGAGAAAAGUUAUCCAACCCAACCCAACCCGACCAACCUUUAGCUAUCCCAGUCCACAAUCAUCCAACCCUAUAUCUCCGGCUAGUGUAGGAGAUAUCUCCCGUCCAGACAAGUUUAGAUAUCAAAAUACAAGCAAGCCAGUACAAAACCCUUCCCCAGGGGAGAGUACAUGUAACUCAGCAAUAUCAUCACGCGAAGGAACCCCUGGCCCAAGACUAUGGACCGGAGAGGAAAUGACAGGAUUGGCUCCAAAUAUUGAUAUCUCUAAAGUCCAGGUUAAAGAGGAAACUGUUCCCAGGAUAUAUGAUUCCAAUGACUAUAAUCGUAGACCAAGUAUAAACCUGAGUUACCCUGCUACUCCAGUAAGAUCUAGCCCGGGGGAAUCCUAUCCAACCUACUCCGCCCCCUAUCACUCCAUGCCCCAACAAGUCCCAAUGCCCCAGAGAAGUGUUACUGCCAUGGCUGGGCAGGAGAGAGGGUACAGACCCAGUGUAGGUCGACCUCCGAUAGUUAUGCCCGGCAACAGUGAUGGAUCUGUGCCACAUAGCAACGUUAAGAUUGGUCGGAGGCCGGCUCAUCUACCCAAAGUUCUCAAGUUUGAGGAUCCAACACUUCCGCAUGGAUGGCAGAGGAAACUAAAACAGAGAAAGCACGGUAAACAGGCCGGGAGAUGGGAUGUUUACAUUUACAGUCCGUGCGGGGUAAAGUUUGCAUCAAGAAAGAAAUUGAAACACUUUUUUGAGAAAAACAAUCUUCAGUACGACGCGGAACAAUUUGAUUUCACCCCUUAUGGAAAGCAUAUAGAUAAUGCUCCCCAGAGACAUCUAUCAUCAACAUCGUCAGAAGGAAACAGAUUGAGUGGGAGCCCUGGCUCUAUGCACAGUCCCUCAUCUGGUUACCAUGGACCAGGGAUACAGGAGUUCAUGCCCCCAGGGAAUCAUCCUCCUAUGGCCCACCAUCAUGCGUACAUGCCCCCUGUACCAAGUUACGAGUUUAACCCUAUGAUGGAGAGCCCACCCAAUGCCAAUGCUAGAGAAAUCCCUCAAAAUCAAAUCCUGAACCUGUCUCAACCCCCUGCGGGAGCUCUGACCAAUGUGUCCCGGAGCACUGCUCCGGUCACAAACUUCCCGUCAGAGAUCGACGAUAUUCUCAAUGAAAACUCUGAUGUCCAGUUCAGGAACAGGUUGAGGGACUACAACCAGGACCUUAACUCCCGGCAGGGAAACUCCGAAGACGAGAACGGUGAGGAUAUUAGAAGAGAUGAUUCAGAACGUGGGUUCAUGGCCACCUCCAUUAACAUCCUGUCAGACGGGAAUAUGGAUAUGGAUAUGAAUAUAGAUAUGUACAACAACAUGUACACCUCACCCUAAGGUGCUGAGGUGCGCGAGCUUAGUCAUAAAACUACAUCGACACCAGGGUAGAUAAAAUAGAUUAGUGAUACAUAGAAACCGUCUUUAAGACUUUAAAAGUUUAAGUAUUACAUUUGAAUGUCUAGACAAAUCAUGGAGAAAAGUCUAAUCAAAAUCUCAACCUGAAAAAUAUAAAGUUUUUGAAACCUUUUUUACCUUUUUAUCAAGAACUUUGCACCUCGGAAACCAUGGAGAGAAAAAGUACGCCAAUAGUGUUUUCUGGUUGAUCUAAGCUAAGCCAGGCUAACCCAUGUACUUGCUUGUUCACUGUAUUAUUUUUAAACAAACCUAUUUAAUCAACAUAAUAGACACAACCCCCUGUGAACAACAGUUUCAUAGAUCUCAAACUAACAGUGUACAGCAUUACUGAGAAACGUUUUAACAUUGCUGAACUUCUUUUUUAUUUUUUUUUGUUAUAUUAAAAUUGGGAGAACUGUCAGCUUUUAUGUUUCCAGUCGUGUUUUCUCGUAAAAUAUACUGCCCAAUUUCAACCUAGCCAUUUCAAGUAAAAAUAUGAUUAUUUAGACAUCCAUCAACAAGUGUUAAAAAAAAAGUUUCAAUCAAAAACAAAAUCAAAAUCCAAGAGAUUUCUUUCUUUCAAUAAAACAGUUUUUGUUGGAUGUUGUUUAAUGUUAACAAUAGUGACAAUUUUAUAUUAAAAAGAUAUUUGAGCUUUUAACGGGCAACAACAAAUAGUCUGGAUCAUCAAUAUUUAAUGGCAACAAUUAUAAUGUAAAUAAGUUAAACUUUGUAAAAUGGUGAACCCCUUAAUACUUCAUUUUUUCAUAGAUAUUACACUUGUACUCUUGCUCGGAUCUACAAACAUAACAAUUGAAAGAUAACAUUUUUGGAUCCUUAACAUUUCCAAUUUUUCUUCUUCCUUUUUUUCAAACUUUUUCUCCGUUCCUUGGUUUCCCAAAAUUUGAAGAAACACAAU